Messenger RNA from Lemur catta (Ring-tailed lemur), 9607 nucleotides. RefSeq names its product B double prime 1, subunit of RNA polymerase III transcription initiation factor IIIB (gene BDP1). Gene Ontology annotation, biological process: RNA polymerase III preinitiation complex assembly. Gene Ontology annotation, molecular function: TFIIIC-class transcription factor complex binding. The record is from RefSeq and is a predicted model, not a curated record. The transcript is spliced from 39 exons. Lineage: Eukaryota; Metazoa; Chordata; Mammalia; Primates; Lemuridae. The coding region runs from base 264 to 7490 and encodes 2408 amino acids. Gene Ontology annotation, cellular component: transcription factor TFIIIB complex.
AGUUCCGGCGCCCUCUGAGGGCGGGGUUGCGGGAAGGAGGUAGAAAUUUAGCUAUUAGUGAGUGUGGCAGGGUCAUGAAAAAGCGGCGGCGGCGGGAGAGCGGCGGAAGAGGCGGCGGGGGUGUGAAACUGCGGUAGCUGCCGGCUGGGCUGGUGGUGUGCUUGUGGGGAAGGCGUAGUUCCUAACCCCCUUUCCGGGCAGCAGCCGGGGCUCGGGGCUGAGAGCGGCCGUGGGGCCGCCUCCCCGGGCCCCCUGGCUCCGCCAUGUUCCGCAGGGCACGCCUUAGCGUGAAGCCGAAUGUCAGGCCUGGUGCAGGCGCCAGGGGCUCCACCGCCCCCACCGCCCCCAGUCUCCAGCGUGGACAGGAGUCUCCCAGGCCUCCGGAGCCUGCGGCUGACUCUGCUUCGAAGCUAGCAGAGCCUAUAGAUGUACCCGUGGUGGAUGUCGGGCGAGCGGAGCCCCAAGAAAAGGCUCCUAGGAGCAGUGAUGGAAAGGCUGGUGAUGAGAAAGAUGUUGAAGAAUCCAGUAAAUGUUCCUUUACUGUUUCCCAGAGAAGAAAGCGACUAUCAAGUACUUCUAGUCUGGCUAAACCUAGUGUUAGUGUUACUACAGAAUCUCAUCCCUCAUCCACAGUUAACCAAGAAACUCCGCAGCCAAACCCCAUUCCAACAAGAGAGAAACAGCCCUGCUCAGAUAGAUACCGAAUAUAUAAAGCCCAGAAACUGAGGGAAAUGUUAAAGGAAGAAUUGAGAAAAGAGAAGAAACAAUGGAAAAACAAAUAUGCUAUAAAUGAAAGUCAGAGGCCACCAGAUCGUUCAAAAAUGACUAUGAGAGACUUCAUAUAUUAUCUGCCAGAUAACAAUCCAAUGAGUUCUUCACUGGAACAAGAAAAGAAAACAGAAAAAUUAUUGACUGCAGUCCAGACAAGAGAGCAAGAAGGUAAGAGUACUCCUGAUGCUGAAGAUAAUGAAGCAUUGGAAGAAGAGACAGAUGAUGGGCCAUUGCUGGUUCCUCGAGUAAAAGUGGCAGAAGAUGGUUCCAUUAUUUUGGAUGAAGAAAGUUUAACCGUAGAAGUUUUAAGGACAAAAGGCCCCUGUGUUGUUGAAGAAAAUGACCCCAUAUUUGAGCGUGGUUCUACAACUACAUAUUCCAGCUUUAGGAAAAACUAUUACUCUAAACCAUGGUCAAAUAAAGAAACAGAUAUGUUUUUUUUAGCCAUCAGCAUGGUUGGAACUGACUUUUCCAUGAUUGGACAGCUUUUUCCUCACAGAGCAAGGAUAGAAAUUAAGAAUAAAUUUAAACGUGAAGAGAAAACAAAUGGAUGGAGAAUAGACAAAGCAUUCCAAGAAAAGCGUCCUUUUGACUUCGAUUUUUUUGCUCAUUUGCUUCAGAAAGUUCUUGCUGAAGAAGAGAAAAGAAAACAAAAGUCUGUUAAAAAUCGCAGUUUAAAGGAGAAGAAAGCCUCCAAACCACGGAAAAAUGUAAAAGUGAAAAAAGUUGCCUGUGAAGAAGUGAAUAAUGAUCCAGAUGCAUCUGUGAGUACUAAAAUUUCAGACACAGAAAGAUCUCCAAAGGAUGUUCAGACAGUUGAAGAAGAAAAUUCUUUGACUUUAUCAGGGCAAGAUUCGGUACAGGUUGAUUUAGAACAAGAUCUAAAUCAAAAGGAAAGGAGAAGGAAGAAUCAAGACGCAGCUAAUGAACCAGAAGUAAACAGUCUUGUAGGGAAUGCCACUGUUCAGUCAAGCCCUUCUAAAGGAGAAAAACAUAAGAAUAAAUGUCAGUCUUUAAGGCCUGAGGUAAAUGAAGAUGAAUGCAAUAAGGAACAGCUUUCAUGUGUAGAAAACAUAGAUGACAUCGUGGGUUUAGCCUCCAGUGAAAAAGUUGAGAAAAUAACUGACCCCAUCCUUUCAUCAAGUAGUCAACAAGAUGGCACGUUAGUAGCCACUGAGUCUUCAGAAUCAGGCACUUCAGAUUUGCUUUCAUUAGAAGUUGGAAUUAGAACAUUGUGUGAAGUAAAUAAUGCUGACAGUAGUUGUACAGAAGAAAGAAAUGUUGACCUAAAGAAUAAAUCACUGGAAACUGAUCAAAUGGAAAAUGUUAAGCCAGUGUUGAGAGGUCGACUCCAGAGACCUAAACCAAAUUUAUCAAGGGCAGUUGGGAAGAAAUCAGUUCUUUCACAAGGCAAAACAGAUGCAGAGAGCAAGAAUUCACAUUCUGAAACUUCAGUUGAUAAGAAUCCCAUGGAAAAGGAUAAAAUGAAUACACUUGACAUUUCUGGAAUGGAGAAUACAGAGAGAGAGAACCCAGAAGCUAAGACUGUAUCUAAUCUGAGUGAAAAAAAACGUCUACAGGAAGAUGAUCAAGCAAAGGCUCUCAGAUCUGCGCGAGUAAUGCGGGGCCGAUUGCAAAGGCCAAAGCCAAAUGUAGGUAAAGCUGCUGAAAGAAAAGAAAUUUUUUCAUCACUGGAAAAAAUUGGGGCCAACGUAGAAAAGAAUGAAAAUGAAUCCUGUGUUGAUAGAGAUACUCCCCAACAAGUGGAAGAUCAGUCGUGUAAAAAUUUUGAAUGUGAAGACAUCACAACACAACCUGCGAAAAAAGAUUCUUUUCAAGAUGUGCAGCCAGAUGAGCCCAAGGAUCUUAACGAAUGUCUAAGCAUUCAAGAGGAUAAGAAAGCACCCAUACUCAAACAAGUCCCAAUUCUAAGGCCUCGAUUUCAGAAACCAAAGCCAAACAUAGGAAGAGGAACUAGAAGAAGAGAAAUUUCCUCAAAGGAGGAGGUACCAGAGGAGAUUCUUGUCUCUGGAGAAAUGACAGCAGCUUUGAGAGAAACUGUAAGACUACAUACCUCACCAAGGGAAAUGGGACUAGUGGAGAUUAAUAUUGCUAAGGAAAUGGAGUCAGAUUUAAAGGAAACUGGAAGAAGAGAUGUUUCUUCCAGGGAGAAGUUACCAGAAGUGAUUGAUGUCAUCAUGGAAAUGGAGACAGGUUUGAAAGUAACUGGAAGAGAGAUUUCCGCAAGGGAGAAGAUACCGGACGUGAUUCAUGCCACUGAGGAAAUAGACACAGAUUUGGAAGAAACUGGAAGAAGACAAAUAUUCCCACAAGAAAAUGGCCCCAAGGAGGCCAAACCUGUAUGUGAAAUGGAGACAGGUUUGAAAGAAACUGGAAGAGAGAUUUCCCCAAGGGAGAAGAUACCAGAGAUGAUUGAUGUCAUUGAAGAAAGAGAGGCAGAUUUGGAAGAAACUGAAAGAAGAGAAAUAACUGCAUGGGUAAAGGCCCCAGAGGAGGUCAAAACUGUAGGUGAAAUGGAAGCAGAUUUGAAAGAAAUUGGAGGAGAAAUUUCCCAAAGGGAAAAGGUAAUAGUGGAGGUCAGUGCCAUAGGGGAAAGGGAGAUUGAUUUGAAGGAGACUGGAAAAAGAGACGUUUCUAUGAUGGAGAUGCCAUCAGGAAGGAUGACUGCCAUUGAAGAAAUGGAGGCAGAUUUGGAAGAAACUGGAAGAGAAAUUUCCUUGAGGGAGAAGGGAUCUGAAGAGAUCUGUGUUAAUAAGGAAGUGGUGGCAGAUUUGAAAAAAACUAGAAAAAUAGACAUUUCUCCAAGAGAAGAUCAACGAGAAGAAACUGGUAUCUCAAGACAAACUGAGACAAAUUUAAUGCAGAACAAGAGUGGUGACUGCAGUCCUACACCUUCACUAGAUAUAAAAAAUAUUAGCAGUGAAGUACUAUCAGUGGUGCAUACAUCUGUAGAAGACAAAAGAAAUUCUGAAAAGGAAGUACCAAGUCACUUCAAGACCUCUUCGGAGACUUCUGAAUUUGGUAAAACAGAAGACCUGGGGAUGCUACUUCCAGAUGUUCGAGAGCAGUUUUCAGAUGUUGAUUUAAGCAAAUCUCUUCCUCAAGAACAGAAGCCACUUGAAGUUAAACCAGCACCUUUUAUGAGAAGUCGAUUCAAAAGACCAAGACCAAACUUAGCAAGAGCAGCUUUAAAGAAAGAGACUACCGAAGCAGAAAAAUAUGUAUCUGGGAAGAAUUCUGAAACUGAUAUAAUGGAGACUAUAGUGAUACAACAGAACAGUGAACAAGCUGAUACUCUCCCUUCUCAACAUGAUGAGCCUUCCCUAAUGACAUCAAGAGAAAAAGACAAACCAGGUCACAAGGAGGAGGAGGAGGUUGUGAUUUUAUCAUGUACCCAGACAGAAAAGGACCUUCCACCUUCAAAUCCUUGUGAACCUAAAGAGGAGUCUGAGUCAACACAAGCCAAGGAAAAUGAUUCAGUUGUUUCUAUGGGGAUUCAUAAUAUAAGCACUUUCCAACAAGACAUGAAGGAAAGUAUUAUCCAAAGUGCUCAACCAAUGAGGGGCCGACUUCAGAGACCCAGACCAAACAUAAGAAAGGCUGGACAGAGGCAAAUGGUAGGAAAAGGUGAAACGAAAGGUGUAAUUAAGGAAGAAAGAACAAUAGUACAGAAAGAUGAAAUUAAAAACAAAGUCCUGACUAUGCCAAAUUCUCAAAUUGGAACUGAAGUUGAAGUUAUCUCUUCCAAAGUUUCAAAGUGUGGAAUGUAUGAAAAUCAAAGUCAUGUGGUUCUUGUAGAAAACCUUCAUGAUAACAAAACAAAUGUUUUAGAUGAAAAGAUGAGACAUGAAAAUAAACCAUAUGUUCCCAGUCCAGCACAAAUGAUAAGAAGGAAAUUCCAGAAGGCUGAGCCAAAUUUGGGAAGAGCACACGGUAAGAAAGAGGAUCCAGAUAUAGAGAAAGGCACAGCAGAUCAGAGUGCAGCAAGCAAGCUAGAAGAUAAUUUAUUGCAGCAAGGAGAUUCUGACACCCAGUUCCUUCUAAAAGAAAAGGCUGAAUUUCUGACAUCUCUGGAAGUUUCAGCAAGAAAAGAUUAUAUAGGUUCCAAAGAGUCUGAUUUGGCCCAGAAACAUGCUGAAUUAGAAGUUGGACCGUCUGGAAGCGUUGGAGAAGAAGUUGUAGGAGAGAAUUCUAUAUCUUCAGUCGUUGAAGAGCAGUAUCUCAGUAAAAUAACAAGGUGUCCACAACUGUUAAAAGAAUCAAAUUCCUCCAAAAUUGCUCCUGAUCGAAGAACUAUCUCUUCUGCAUCUGAGUGUGAGAUAGAUCAUAGUGAAAGGAGAAUGCAUAGAAAGAUUAAACCGAAUGUCACCAAAGGGCGUGGAUCAAAACGAAUUCGGGGUAAGACCUCUAAGAAGGAACCUAGGGCUUCCAAGGCCAUGCUGGUGACUCUUCGGGCUUCCCAGGAAGAAGACGAUGAUGCUGAGGAUUUUGAGUCUGACUAUGAAGAAGAAAGCUAUCAUCUUGCUCCAGAAGAAGUAAACAAAGCUCCAGUGUUUGUACCUGUUGGUCUCAGAUCUCCUGAACCUGUUUCUGCUCAGAUUGAGGAAACAAUGGAAGAGCUUGAAAUAACUGUAAAUGUCCCAGAUAUAGGAUGCAUAGCUGUUGUUCAGCAUCAGCUCUCAAACACAGAUGUGACUACUCAGGAAAUGAAACAAGAAGAAAAUUUGAAUGCGUCGUCAUUUGAAAUGACCACAGGUGAACAUAUUCAAGAGGAACCAGGUACGAAUGAUGGAAGCACUGAAGCUGCCAUAACUUUACUUACUAUGGGAGAUCUAGUAUUGCAGUCAGAGAUCACUCCUGAACAGGGUGAUGUAGGAGUAUGUGUACUUCCUCAGGUUCAUUCAAAGGAUAAAAGCCAUAUUCCUUUCAGCCCACAUGAUGUAAAUCACGAAAUUGUUCAUGAAUGUCAGGAGCUUUCUUCACCUGUUGUUAGUAUGUUUCCUGCAUCAUUUGAAGAAAACAAGAUUGUACUGGAGGAACAAAGUACUAGAGAAGAAAGUGGUUUAAUGGAGAGAGUAAAGGAGAAUGCUACAUCAACCAGGAGUAAAGCUUCUAAGGUAACCAACAAUUUGAGAAUGAGGAGUAGAUUUGCCAAGCCCAAACCAAAUCUUCAGAAGAUUUUAGGGACCAACAGGUUUGAUGCUCAUCAGGAAGUUCCUAGUUUGUGUGCAACCAAAGGGGAAGAAGUGGACUCUCAAAGAGAAACUGAGAAAAAUGCUUCCAAAGCAACAGAAUUGGAAGAUAAAAGCCUUGGACCAGUUACAGCAGCAGAGAGUAAGGAGCAGAGCAAAUUGGCAUGUAUACAUGGUAUCAAAGGGACCAGUAUUUCUCAAGAAGUAAACCUAACAGAAAGAAGUGAAGAUCCAGAAGAAGGAUCUGAAGAGGUUCAGAUAUUGUCAGUUGCUCCAGUUGUUUCCUCUGAGACAGGGCCCCACACACUUGGUUUGGAUGUGGUUCUUGCUGAGAGUUCUGUUGAGGAGCCCCUGAGAAAGGACUCUGAAGGAGACAGUGUAUUAGAGUGUACACCAACUAGUAUUCUAGAAGUCCAAGAAGAGAAUGUAAUCAAUCCUCAAGACCUAACAGUUGCUAAUGUACACCAAGAAGGAGAGGAUGAACAAGCAUUCAUUUUAACUCUGGUGGAAAUCCCAACCAAUGCAGUAGAAGACUUUACAGAUGCCGCUGCACAGUUAAUGCCAAACCCUUUACUGCCAGCACCCAUAUUGGUCAAAUCAGUGAAUACGGAAGAAAGGGGUGACAUGAGUAUUUGUUUACCAAUAACUUCAGUUGGUCAAGAUGCCAUUUGUUUAUCUAAUUCUGGAAAAGAUGGUUCUGAAAAGCCUCCUGCUAAUUUGGGUCUUACAUCCAAGAAGAGAUUUCAUUGCAGUCUUGAAAGUGAUGAUGUUCCUCCUGCCAAAAAAACUUUGCUCACUUCAAAAGAUGAUUGUCAAGAAUAUACCUCUGAGGUGUGUUCAAAGGAAUUAAUAAAUGUAUUUGAGGAAACAGGAGAGUCUUACAAGGGACAAAGCUUUUUUUCUACCUCAGGAAGCACACAUACAACUCCAGAACCUCAAAAAGAACAAGUUGAACCAACUUUUCAGAGUAUAGGAUCAAGAUCUCUUGAUAAAAUAAUAGAUACACAUGCAGAAAAGAAUAUGCCUCAUUUACCUCAGGAUGAGAUGAUUGUGUCUAAUAAAGAGGAAAGAACUGAUCCUGCGUCUACAUCUGAACAAAUGGAAAUCAGAAUAUCAUCUUCAAAAACCCCACUAUCCAGACCUGGCAGAAGACCCUUGGGAUUUUUGUCUUUAAUUUGUUCAAAGAAUAGUUUGGAGUCUGAUGAACCUACUCAGGUCCAUAAUAAGAAGCGCCUAAAACCUCUUAUACCUGUGUCAAGACAGAAUUUGAAAAGAUCCAAUCCAUUCAGUGAAAGCCAGAAAAAAAAUCAAGAGUCCUCUGAUCUGCUUCCAUCUCCAAGUGUUGUUGUUAAUAAUCAUUCUGAGAAUAUUGGCUGUUCAACAACGCAGCCUUCACUGAAAGAAGGAUGUAAAAGUGGCCAAAACCGGGCACCUGAAGAAGAGCCAACCACAGUCUCUGAAUAUUUCUUCGGUGAUAUCUUCAUUGAAGUGGAUGAAACAGAAUAAAACAGUCUCUUACUUUUUCUUUUCUUUUUUUGAAGCCUGGGAUUUCCAGAGUCAAUUACAUCAACAAAGCAGUAUUUAGAGAAAAGCAUCACUGUCUGUUGUUGUUGUUUUUUUUUUCCCCGGGUUGAUUUUGAGUAUAUAAUGAGCUUGAUUUGAAGCUUUUAUAAUCAGUGGAAAACAUUUCUAAGGUUCCUUUCAUUCUGAUGAUUCAGCAUUUUGGAAACACCAAGCAAUUAAGACUGCUUUCUCAGAAAUAGCAACUCUUGUUUACAUUUUGACUCUUCCUGUGCUGAGCACACAUGGACAUUUUGGAAUGUUGUGGAUAAAUUUCUCUGUAUCAAUCAUAGUGCCGAUGUAUUUGGAGGUUGAUUGUAUUGUAUUUAACAUUUAGGAAUUUCCUUUGUGAAGGUGUUUUGUUUUGUUUUGUUUUUUGGGGAGGGGGAUGAUAAAGACCUUUUCUUUCCUUUUUUCUUUUCUUUUCUUUUUUUUUUCUUUCUUUUACAGCUAAAGAGGCCAAGAGAUGAAGACCUUUUCAGUUGCCUCUAAGUACAGUCAUGUGCCACAUAAUGUUUCAGUCAACGACAGACCACAUAGAUGAAGGUGGUCCCAUAAGAUUAUAAUGGAGCUGAAAAAUACCUAUUGCCCAGUGACAUUGAAGCCAUUGUAACACAACAAAUUUGCCUUUUCUGUGUUUAGAUACAUACAUAUUUACUGUGUUACAGUUGCCUGCAGUUCAAUACAGUAACAUGCUGAACAGGUUUGUAGCUUAGGAGGUAUAGGCUAUGUCAUAUAGCCUAUGUAUGCAGUAGGCUGUACCAUCUAGGUUUAUGUAAGUACGCUCUGUGAUGUUCAUACAACAGUAAAAUGGCCUAACAACUCAUUUCACAGAACAUAUCGUUAAAUGACACACGACUGUAUAUGAAAACAAAUUGUCAAACUCUAGUAUGGUAAAUGUAAAAAAAUUUUUUAUCAGCUGAUUGGCUGACUGGAUAAUAUUUAUUUUUCUAAUUCAUGGUGAUGUUACAUUAGCCCUAAUUGAAGAACUAGUAUUUAACCUUAUUAUUUAUAAAGAUGAGACAUCAAAGAGCUUAUUUAUAUUUAAAAUUUUUAUUUAAAAGGAUAUUCAGUUUUAGUUAUUUUCAUCCCUCAGAUUGUGGGUAAAGAAGGCAUUACCAAAUUUAUGUUUGUCUCCUUUCCCUCUUCAAUUUUAAAGAUAUUUAAAAUGAUAUAACUAAAAAUGCUUGGAUAGUAUAUGUUUUGAAAACAUUUUUUUUCUCAUCAUUUUUAGUAUAUUGACUUUGUACUGUGAAUUUUUUUGUUUUUCUUAUUUCUUGGAUAAUCUCAGGAUUUUCAUGGGGGGAAUACUCUUAACUUCAUUUAUGAGGCAAAUUUCCAUACAAAACUCAGUCUUCUUUCUGUAUAUGCACACACAUUCCUUUUUAAAAAACUCAUUUCUUGAUAAUUUUUUUUCCCAUUAAAUUCUGCUUAAGGAACACUUAGUCCUUUAAGCACAGAGCAUGAUUGUGAUGUUCAAAACAAAAAAUAAGAUUUUAUAAAGUCAGUGAUUAUUAACAACAUGAAUUUUAAGUUUUGUUUUUAAUUUCAAGAUUUGAUGAUUUGCAUAUAUAAUUCUGCUACCUACCCAAGCAAAAUCUUUUAUAGUUCAAAUUAAACUUCUCAAAGAGCAUAUUUAUUCUGAUUUUAUUUGAAAAGCCUCCUGUGUUGAUAAUAUGUUAGUUCAGAGGUUGGUAACUUUCUGCAAGUUUGAGUUUGCAGGCCAGAGAGUCUCUGUGGCAGCUACUCAGCUCUGCCAUUUUCGUGUGAAAACAGCCACAGUCAGUACUUGAACAAAGCACCGUGGCUGGAUUGGUCCCUACUUUAGACAGCAAUUUUCUUAACUUAAGGUGCUGAUGUCUGUAUGUAUGAGUUAUUUGUCAUUGAAGUUAUGAGUUGUGCCUAAAAGUUAAAACUGUGUUUAUGGCAUUAUGUAAUGAUCAGUAUUUCGGAUUGAGAAAAUAUUUUAAAGACUAGAUAAUUGUGUUUGUAUAUUGAAAAUGGUGGCAAGUUUUUUUUUUUUUUUUGAGACAGAGUCUCACUUUGUUGCCCAGGCUAGAGUG